UUAUUACUUAAAUGAUUUGAUGCUCUAAUUGGCAAUUGCAACUUCAAUUUCAAAUAACACUAAUUAGCUGAUUUCAUUUCUAAUGGCUUUCGGGCAUUUGGUGUCAAUUCCCAGAUCAACUUCUUCCAUCGCCACUGUUGGUUCUUAUGGAACAAGAGCUUUAUGGCAGAGUAACAGGAAUGUCACAAAAGAGCAGAGUAUCAAGACAUGUUUGCAGCACAAUAUUUCAAAGCUCCAUUAUAAAGGCAUUGAAGGAGGAUCUACAACUCAUCAUAAAAUUCACAAAACAUCGUUAAUAAAUGCAAGAUCUUCUGCACAAUCACAUGAAUCUGAACCACAAGCUCAUGAAAAAUCACAAAACGACCCUCUAGAGUCUAUUAAAAGGGCACUGCUUAUUUUUCUCAAGUUUAGUAGACUUUAUGUAUUUUUUGGCAUGAUGAUACCAGCAGGACUUUCUUCGUCAUUUCUUGCUGUGGAUAAUUUUUCAGAAAUAUCUCCAAUAUUACUUGUUAAAGGAAUCUUACAGUAUAUGGUGCCUUUCUUCUUCACGUUUCAAUUUAUUGUGGGAGUGAAUCAAGUAUGUGACAUUGAAAUAGACAUGAUUAAUAAACCAGAUCUUCCUUUGGCAACUGGAGAAUAUUCCUUCACAUUUGGAGUUAUACUUGUGGCAUCAUUCCUACUUACGAGUCUUGGACUUGCAUGGAUGGUAGGAUCAAAGCCAUUAAUUUGGAGUAUUAUUGUUGCUGCAGGCCUAAUGGCUGUAUAUUCAAUUAAUUUGCCUUUAUUAAGAUGGAAGAGAUCUGCAAUUCUCUCACUACUAUCUAAUGCAAUGUCUAUGAUGGCAUCAUUUCAUAUAGGACCUUUUCUGCACAUGAAGACCUUUGUGUUCAAAAAGGCAGCAACAUUUCCAAGAUCUAUGCUUCUUAGUUGUUUCGUCGUAGGUUGUCUCUACACAGUAAUAUCAAUAUCAAAGGAUUUAGCGGAUGUUGAAGGAGACAAGGCAGCAGGCUUGAAAACUUUGGCAAUACUCUUGGGUGUUAAGAAGGUAUUCUGGUUAUGUAUAUCACUUAUUCAAAUGGCUUAUGGAAUUGCUAUUACAAUGGGAGCAUUAUCUCCUGUUUUAUGGAGCAAAAUUGUUACGGUUCUGACACAUGUCAUCAUGGUUUUAUACGUUUGGAAUCACGCUGUUAAUUCAGUAGAUUUAUCAAGCAAAGAUUCGUUACAAUCCUUUCAUAUGUUUAUGUUUAAGCUUGUAACUGUGGAAUGUGUCCUUGUACUAUUUGUUCGUUGAAGAAGUAGUGAGAUUGUGGAUUUAAUAAAUGGUGCAGCAUUUUCCAUACGUUUCAACUAGAUGAAUCUUCGUGCAAGUUUAUUAUAUAUAUUUGUUAAAGUAAAUUACUGUUUUGAGUGUUUCCGUGGUUGCUCUUACCGGCAGAAAUAAAAAUGUAUUGGUAUAAUAAAUAUAUGACUUAAUGAGAAACUGACAUGUGAAUUAUAUAAUUUAGGGUAAGCUACUCAAAUAAAAUGAUUACAAAUUUAUAUUAUCAUAUUACAACUUUUUCAAAUUCGAUCAAGACAUAAUUGUAACUUUUUACAUAUCUAUAUAUACUGCUAUUGAUACCAGUGGUUUUAAAGUCAACGUAAAUUGUUAUUGAUAAUUAAAGUUUACGUUUAAAAUAGUGCAGGCAGAAACCACUAUAAGCAGCAGCAGUUUUUAAUGGAUUGUGAUAAUGCAUAAAUUGUUAUAGGCAGUAACAGUUUA
This is a messenger RNA of Arachis stenosperma, 1762 nucleotides long. RefSeq names its product naringenin 8-dimethylallyltransferase 2, chloroplastic-like. The record is from RefSeq and is a predicted model, not a curated record. Gene Ontology annotation, molecular function: transferase activity, transferring alkyl or aryl (other than methyl) groups. The transcript has 12 exons. NCBI's taxonomy places the organism in Eukaryota, Viridiplantae, Streptophyta, Magnoliopsida, Fabales, Fabaceae. Bases 83 to 1291 code for a protein of 402 amino acids. Gene Ontology annotation, cellular component: membrane.